Molecule: messenger RNA, 756 nt
Organism: Penicillium canariense
Lineage: Eukaryota; Fungi; Ascomycota; Eurotiomycetes; Eurotiales; Aspergillaceae
Exons: 1
Coding region: 1-756 (251 amino acids)
Biological process (GO): proteolysis; peptide metabolic process
Molecular function (GO): metalloendopeptidase activity
Source: RefSeq, a predicted model, not a curated record
AUGUCCCUACCGCAGCCUCUUCCCCGUGUCCCAACCGCGGAAGAAAUUGUUCCAGCUAUGCACGGGAUCAUCAACCAAUUCAAUAGUGUUCGCGACCAAAUCCUCAAAACCACUACCCCCUCCAUUGCAACCUUCAGCAAUACCAUGUUUCCCAUAGCGCAUGUCGAAAAUGCCACCCAGGGCGAGCUAGGCAUGAUUUACAUGCUUCAGUAUGGAUCUCCAUCUCUUGCGACACAGGAAGCUUUCAACGAGGCCCGGAAGCUAUAUCUGGAAGCCUUGGCGUUGUGGAUGGCGGAUGAAUCCUUUUUUAAACUCCUUCGGGCGGCAAAAGAGAAGCCAGAGUUUCAUAUGCUGGACCCGGAAUCACAGCAUUUGCUGGAGAAGGAGCUGCUAAAGCAUAAGCAUAUCGGACAUGGGAUCCUGGAGCCUGAUGAAUUGGAAGAGUACCUGAAGAGACGGACGGAGAUUGCGGAGUUGGAGAAGACGUUUAACCAGAAUCUGUCAAUGGAAAACGGUGGCGUCUGCUUUACGCUGGAGGAACUGGAUGGUGUUCCGGGCGACGAGUUGGCGAAGUGGCCAGAUGGUCAAGAGGUAAUGAAUGAAAAGCACGAGAAGAAAAGAUUUGUGCCUUUCGCCAAUGGAGGGACGAGUGCUGUCCUAACCUAUGCCCAUCUCCCCGAAACCCGGAAGAAAAUGUUCUUGGCAGACAAUUUGAAGUUGAAAGGGAACAAGCCCAUAUUUGAAGAGAUUGUUUAG